ACUUGAUUUCCAACCUGAGAAAACUCAUUAACUAUCUUUUUCUCAAUGCUUGUAUACACGUCGGUUCUUAAAAUCGGCCAUUAUAAUAAAAAGACUAUGCGCCGUUGAGCCACUGCUAACCUGAUUCUCCUUGAUAUUCAGGAUGCAUUUUCAAAUAGUUUAUACCAUAAUCGGUUUUUCAAACUCAAAGUUCUGCUCAUGAUCGUUCAAUCGAUGUAUCCAUUUAUUUUCACGUAUUUGAGAAAACUUGUCUCGUCGCAGGAAUUAUUAAAGUACAUGUAUCAGUCAAAAUUUAGGUGGAGGGGGGAAUCAUCUUUUUCUCGUGGGAAAUAUUGCGACGAUCUCGUUCAAAGAAGUCUAAUGCUCUACGAGGGGUUUGCUCAAAUAAAAAAGAACCAAAAACAAAAUGGACAGUACAGCAGUCGAGGUACCUUUGGCGUCAGCCAAAACCAAAAAAGGAGUCUCGUCGAAGGAGGAAAUAAUUUUUGCAUCAGAAGUUGCAGAGGAGGAAGUGGAGGAAGUUGAGGAAAUAGUUGAGAUUAUAGAGGAGAUAGAAGAGAUCGAAGAAGUGGUAGAAGAGGAAAUUGAGGAAACAGAAAACUUGGAAGAAUCUGCAAACGAUUUGAGAGGUGUGGAACACAUUGGUCAACAGAAUCAAUCGAGCGCCGAAUCAAAUAUCUAUGUAUACGGAAGUAACGAAGAGGAAGAUAGCCAAGAAUAUUCGGCCCAUGAAGAAGAUCAAUACAGGAAAGUAAAAACUUCCAAACCUCAACCGGAACGUCAUACUUAUCAAAGGAACAAGAAAAGUUCGGUGGUAACUUAUGACGCAGAUGAGGAUUGGGAGGACGAAGAGAAUGAUCAACCGUCCGUUGAAGGUCGAAAUGUGAAAAAUAACACAGGGAAAAAUCACAGUGUUGAAAGCUCGGCUGGACAAAAAAUACACUCCAUUAAUGGCAAGAGAUCAGCCAGUAUCAGAGAUGACGGUUAUUCGUCAUCCAACAAGUCGAACAUCGAGCCUGUCUACAAAGUUGCUAAAACCAGAUCAUCCAUGGACUUUAGCAAUACACAAAACAUGAGGAAUACUUUGAUAAUGCAAGAAAAUGAGAUCGAAGAUGAAGAGGACCAACACGAGAUCGUUAAAAGCUCUGAGAAUAAUUUGGUGUAUACAGUCCUUGGAUCGAAAAAAUCAACAAGUGCUAUUGCCAGAUCAAAGGACAAUGUCUCCAAUCAAAUGCAGAUGGAGCGCCUCGAAGAAGGCACAGUCCCGAUCGAGGGAACGAUUUAUUAUGAGGGUGAUAACAUGGAAACUGUUUACGUGGCACAGUCUAUCGCAGAGGAUGGUGAACAAUACCAGUACGAAGAACAGUCUAUAGAACAAGGAGAACAAGAAUGGGAAGGGGCGAAUGAAGCUACCAACGAAAAUCAAGAGCAAGAGGAAGAAGAGGAGGCUGAAGAAGGAGAAGCAGUGCAGGAUCAAAUAUUCCUUCACGAGGACGAAGACGGUCAGUUGUAUUUCAAAGACGAGAGUGGAACGCUCCAACCGGUGUAUCUGACUGCAGAUGGCAAUUACGCGAUAGCGGAGAACAGCAGUGAUGAACAAGAGGUUCAAAAUAAUACAAACAAUCGUCAAGAAACCUCAACUGCACAAGCCGACGAUCCCAAGACAUUUGACGACGAUAGCUUUAUCGUUCCGGAACUUGAUGGUACAGUUUCCAGUUCAAACCCAAAUGAUCCCGACAAUGAGGACAACACCGUUACUAUCUCGCUCAUUAUUUCCGAAGAUGAAAACGGUCAAAAGAGAACCCAAGUCAUAAUACCGACUACUGAUAAUCUCAAGUGUGAACUGUGCGCAAAAAGCUUCAAAACCUCGUUCCAACUGUUGAGACAUAACAGGCUUAAACACGCAAGAGAAGAAGACAUUACCACGCGCAAUUUCCCGUGUGAUCUAUGUCCUAAAAGAUACACCGAUCAAAAUACUCUGGCGCGUCACCGAAAAACUCACAUCGGCGAUCGCCCGUUCGGAUGUCUCGAAUGCGGUAAGAGUUUUCCAACGUCAACGGCGUUGCGUCGUCAUUUGACCCAACACAAUCCCCAGUCUCGUCCAUUGCCUUGUAUCUAUUGCGGUCGACGAUUCCUGGAAAAGUCGGCGUUGACGAAACACGAGCAAUCGCAUCUGGCGGGCGAUCAACGGACGCACACCUGCGACGUUUGUCACAAGACGUUCCUAGAGGCUGCCGACCUCAAUAUGCACAAGAAGAAUCAUGAUCCGGACAAGAAAUUCGACUGCGAGGUGUGUGGUCGGGAAUUUAAUCGGUUGAACAAUUUGCAGCGUCACAUGAUGGUGCAUAAGCAAGAUCAAAAAAAGAAACAAGAUGGGAAUCAAGAGAUACUGGCGUGCGACGUAUGCGGCAUAACGUACAAAUUUAUGAGCUCGUUGACGCGACACAUGGUGACGUCACACAUGAAUCCGGAAAAAUUGCGGCAGCAGGCGGAUGAGCAGCGAAAAAAGCGCGAAAACAAUUAUCGCCGAUAUUUGGAAAAUCGAAAAAUGUACGAGACUCAACGUACAGGAACGGAGUACAGCGGUACCGGAAGUGGCAAACGUUCCAGUGGGUAUAGAUCUAAUAACGACAAUGAUGAGGACACAGCCUGAGGGCAUGAAGUAUUCGAUUAACCCUACGGAUUCGACGAGAAGAGGUAGCGCCGGCUUCUCGUGCUGUUCCGGGAAUUUCAAAGAUGUACGGACGUUAUUUUUGCCUCUGUCAUUUUCCUGGUGACAACUUGAUCAAAUAUCGUCGCCGAUUUGAUAAGGACGAUAAUAUUUAUCGCAGGACGUGAAAAGCAUUUAGAUAUUAAUUGACAAAAAAAGGAAAGGAAAGCGUUGAAAAGACGUAUUGAGUACGGAUCAAUAUUGUUGCUUUAGGAUGUGCUAGUUAAAAUCCGGAAAAAAGGAAAAAAAUAUCUUAUGAAUUAAGAAUAUUGUGUACAAGCGUGAAUUACAUUUUCCGUAUUACUCUGAAGACUACCAAUAAUGUUUGAUUAAACAUGGAUCUAUGAAAAAAUCGGUGUACGAUUUAUAUCACUUAGUACAUAACGAGAUUAAAUGAGUUAUCGUGAAAGCGAACUUUUUGAAUAAAACUUGAUAAAUUUUUGAUUGCAUGCUCAGAACAGGAAAAAUUAUGUACGUAAUCGUUUGUAGAAGCUUUUACGAUUCUAAUGGGAAAUUAAAACGGUAACAGUUUUACAUCAACGAAAAA
Venturia canescens is the source of this 3257-nucleotide messenger RNA. RefSeq names its product zinc finger protein sens-like. The record is from RefSeq and is a predicted model, not a curated record. Gene Ontology annotation, molecular function: RNA polymerase II cis-regulatory region sequence-specific DNA binding; DNA-binding transcription factor activity, RNA polymerase II-specific. Lineage: Eukaryota; Metazoa; Arthropoda; Insecta; Hymenoptera; Ichneumonidae. Gene Ontology annotation, biological process: regulation of DNA-templated transcription. The coding region runs from base 407 to 2653 and encodes 748 amino acids. The transcript is spliced from 7 exons.